Pan troglodytes (chimpanzee) is the source of this 3667-nucleotide messenger RNA. RefSeq names its product spermatogenesis and oogenesis specific basic helix-loop-helix 1 (gene SOHLH1). Lineage: Eukaryota; Metazoa; Chordata; Mammalia; Primates; Hominidae. Gene Ontology annotation, biological process: regulation of DNA-templated transcription; spermatogenesis. The transcript is spliced from 9 exons. The record is from RefSeq and is a predicted model, not a curated record. Gene Ontology annotation, molecular function: protein dimerization activity; RNA polymerase II cis-regulatory region sequence-specific DNA binding; DNA-binding transcription factor activity, RNA polymerase II-specific. Gene Ontology annotation, cellular component: nucleus. The coding region runs from base 2452 to 3477 and encodes 341 amino acids.
AGCCGCGGCGGCUCUGGCCCAGGCUGGGACGGGGGUAGGGGGUAGGGAAGGCGAGGGUCCAGGGAUCCGCUCCCGCCGCGGCCCUCUGAGCCCUCAAAACUCCGAAAAACAGGACGGGGUUCGUCAAUGGCUAGAAAAGCCCAAGCGCGCCGCCACCGGGCCCUACACCCCUGGGAGGGCUCCGUGGUGGGCGGGGGCUCAGGGUGCUCUGGGUCCUUUGCGGGCAGCAGGGCACAUGCGCUGCUCGGACCGCCAGCGUCCAGCCGCUGCGCCCAGGGACCGUCAGCACCUCCCCCUUGUGCUGCUCUGCCGUGGUCAACACUGGUCAUUCAACACAAGCCAGAUUCAAGACGACUCCCCGCCCCCCCGCCCCCCGCAGGCUGCGGCAUCUGUGGGUGGGCGCCACAUCCUGGGCUUGGCCUGGGGGAGGGGGAUGACUGCACCCCGCCCUGUGCUCUCACCCAGACGGGCACACACAGCACCUUUAGACGGGUGGGGAGGGGCCCCAACUUAAGAUGCUGCAGGCCAAAGACUAGGAAGCAGAGGGUCCCCCUGCGGGCCCCCUUUCCCGUGCACGUGCUCACACUGUUACACAUGCGUCACCCUGGCUCAGCCUCACACAGAGCUCUGGAGAACUGCGAUUUCUGUCCCCAGAGCUUUGUUGGUUUGCAGGGCGGACCAGGCCCCUCACUAAGCCAGGACUGCGCCCACGAGGGCCAGGGGGAGGGCCAGGUCCAUUUGGAGGGCGCAUGGCAUGUACUUUGUGGUCCCUGGCCUCCCCAGUGUCUCUCCAGAGGGUCCUUCCCUGUUUCUCCAGGAGGCAGCAGGCUGAACACAGAUGCUUUUGGGGGGUGGGUGGGGAACACUCGGGGAAGUCUAGGAUGCUAAGUCCCCAGCAGAGGUUCAGCCUGUGUCCCCGCCACACAGCUCGUGGGCAUCUUGGGGGUUUUUCCUCAGGUCCCCAGAGAGGCCGGUGCUGCUGCCGGGGUCCCCCCACCCCUGGGCGGGUGCCGCCGGGGCAAGAUGGUGGCCUUUCUGCCAACGCCCUCCUGCCUGGGGAACUCAGAAAAAACACCACUGAGAGGCCGCACCAUCUGCAUCUGUGGUUAAUUAGCAGUAAUUACACGUGUGCCAACGGCAGGAGAGUCGCAGGUUUGAUGACAUUCCAAGGGCUUCAGGGAAACAAACACUUGGCCCCACUCUGCCACUGAGGAGCCCCAGAUCGCCAGCCCGUCCAUCCCUCCCUGGCCAGGGGCAGGGCUGGGAGAGGGGCCCAGGUCCCCGAGAGCUUUUGCCCUCCUCUCCAACCCCGUCCUCCUCCAUGUCUGACCUGCAGCCAAGGCUGGGCGGAGCAAGGAUGGAGACACCACCUUAUAUUACAUAACCUCCCUCUGCUCCAAACACCCUUCACCCAUCUUUGGCCCAAAGUCCAGGAUGCCAGCCCGAGGCCCAGAGCCGCGCCUUCUCCACAGGAGACUGGGGCACCCCGGACAGACGCCCCCGUGUGGUGGCACCUGCCCGGGCUCCUUCUUGCCUCCCCUCUCGGGACGAGAGCCCCUGCCACCCACCCCACCUCCUCCCGCUACGGACCUCAGCACGAGCCAGGCCAGGGAUGUCCUCCCAACAGUCCAGCCUCACCCCCCACCCUCGUCCCCUGCUUCCCUGAGGGCCCCCCGCAACCUCCGUGAAAGAGGAAGGGUCUCCACCUCCCCUUUCCCUCCGUCAUCCCCCCAAAAGUAUGUACUGGGGGACUCAAGCCCAGCGCAGGGCGGCUCCUGGAGUUCAGCGGGGAGGUGAGCAAACACCUGGCGCCGGAGCUUUCUGAAUUUGGAUGGGCAGGACCCCCGCGAUCCCGCAGAAACCUGUUGAGAGUGUGAGGGGUCGAGCUGGGGCCCCAGGGCAUAAAGCGGGGACGGUGCUUGGGCAGGGCCAGGUGAAGGGACAGACGGUUCCGAGGGUGCCCGGCAGAGCUCAGCGGGAGGAAGAGCACGGACGAUGGUGGCCUGGGGUGGGGACAGGAUGCCCCUGGUUCUGGGCGACCCAGAAGUGUGGAUGGUGACCCUACCCUAAGGCGCAGCAUCUGCAAGCGUACUAGAUUUGGGGGAAAAUGGAGGCGUGGGCGACUGGGGAGCAGGCGGGUACCCUUCCCCCUCCCUGUGUCCCUGGGUCCCCCAGGCCUGGGCUAAACAACUCAGCCCAGCCCGCCCACUCCCACCAGGGGCUGGGCUCCUAAGGGCAGGGCCCGCAUCUCCAAAGUGCCCAAGGGCACCGAGACCACCGCAUAAGUGGGAACCGAGGCGACCCCCGGGAAGCGGCUCCCUGUCUGGUGCCCUCUCCUGCUGCGAGGACUCGGCCCAGGGCUCGGGCCCGCCCAAGGCCCCUACGGUGGCCGAGGGUCCCAGCUCCUGCCUUCGGCGGAACGUGAUCAGCGAGAGGGAGCGCAGGAAGCGGAUGUCGUUGAGCUGUGAGCGUCUGCGGGCCCUGCUGCCCCAGUUCGAUGGCCGGCGGGAGGACAUGGCCUCGGUCCUGGAGAUGUCUGUGCAGUUCCUGCGACUUGCCAGCGCCCUGGGGCCCAGUCAGGAGCAGCACGCUAUUCUUUCUUCCUCCAAGGAAAUGUGGCACUCGUUGCAGGAGGAUGUUUUACAGUUGACGUUGUCGAGUCAGAUUCAAGCAGGUGUGCCAGACCCUGGGACGGGAGCGUCCAGCGGGACUCGAACCCCAGAUGUGAAGGCGUUUCUGGAAAGUCCUUGGUCCUUGGAUCCGGCGUCGGCCAGCCCAGAGCCCCUGCCGCACAUCCUUGCGUCCUCCAGGCAGUGGGACCCCGCGAGCUGCACGUCCCUGGGCACGGACAAGUGUGAGGCACUGUUGGGGCUGUGCCAGGUGCGGGGUGGGCUGCCCCCUUUCUCAGAACCUUCCAGCCUGGUGCCGUGGCCCCCAGGCCGGAGUCUUCCUAAGGCUGUGAGGCCACCCCUGUCCUGGCCUCCGUUCUCGCAGCAGCAGACCUUGCCCGUGAUGAGCGGGGAGGCCCUUGGCUGGCUGGGCCAGGCUGGGCCCCUGGCCAUGGGGGCUGCACCUCUGGGGGAGCCAGCCAAGGAGGACCCCAUGCUUGCGCAGGAGGCCGGGUCUGCGUCGGGGUCUGAUGUGGACGAUGGGACGUCCUUCCUGCUAACUGCUGGUCCCAGCUCGUGGCCGGGAUUUAGUGUUUGGGAGCCCGUUCCUGGUUCUGGUCCAACAGGUGUCCUGGGUCUGGGGCCACCAGGGUCUCUGGAGGGUCGAGGAGGCAGUGGCCCUGCAUGGGCCCCAGCUGAGAGCAGUCCACUGGAUGAUGGAGAGCCAGGCUUCCUAGGGGACCCUGAGCUUGGCUCCCAGGAGCUCCAGGACAGCCCUCUGGAGCCGUGGGGCCUGGAUGUGGACUGUGCAGGCCUGGCCCUGAAGGACGAGGUGGAGAGCAUCUUCCCUGACUUCUUUGCCUGCUAGCAGCCAGGCUGUGGAGAGGAGGCGGGCGGGGCCGGUGGAUCUGGAGCCGUGUGUGUCCCUGUCGCGUGCUUGGGCAUUUUAUUUUGGGUUUGGGUUGCAGCUGCACCCUAGUUUGAGCGAGGCUUCCAGGCUGCGAGAAGAGGAUAGCGAAUAUUAAAGAGGGAAAGCAGUUUUCCUGGAGGAAGCAAAA